Molecule: messenger RNA, 4120 nt
Organism: Mauremys mutica (yellowpond turtle)
Lineage: Eukaryota; Metazoa; Chordata; Testudines; Geoemydidae
Gene: PAFAH1B2
Product: platelet activating factor acetylhydrolase 1b catalytic subunit 2
Exons: 6
Coding region: 123-848 (241 amino acids)
Source: RefSeq, a predicted model, not a curated record
UUCCGGCACAGCCGGCACCUGAUUGGUAGCCAGGGGUGAGGGAAGCGGAAACAGCGUAGCGCGCAGGCGCAGCGGCAGUCUGGGGCCGCGGGGGAGGGACGCGCCGCCCGCCAGAGAGAGAGAUGGAGACGCGGGGGGAGCCGCAGCCGGCGAAUAGAAUGAGCCAGGGAGACUCAAACCCAGCAGCAGUUCCACAUGCAGCUGAAGAUAUUCAAGGAGAUGACAGGUGGAUGUCACAGCACAACAGAUUUGUCUUGGACUGCAAGGACAAGGAGCCCGAUGUGCUGUUUGUGGGUGAUUCCAUGGUGCAGUUGCUACAGCAGUAUGAGAUAUGGCGAGAGCUUUUUUCACCUCUUCAUGCACUGAAUUUUGGGAUCGGUGGGGACACAACAGCUCAUGUUCUGUGGAGAUUGAAGAAUGGUGAAUUGGAGAACAUUAAACCCAAGGUCAUUGUCGUCUGGGUUGGAACAAAUAACCAUGAAAAUACAGCGGAGGAAGUAGCAGGUGGAAUCGAGGCCAUCGUGCGGCUGAUAAAUACCCGACAGCCACAGGCCAAAGUUAUUGUAUUGAGCUUGCUACCUCGAGGCGAGAAGCCAAACCCUCUGCGGCAGAAGAAUGCCAAGGUGAACCAGCUGCUAAAAGCCUCGCUCCCAAAACUCACCAGCGUCCAGCUUCUGGACGUCAGUGGGGGCUUCGUGCACUCGGAUGGCGCCAUCUCGUGCCAUGACAUGUUUGAUUUUCUGCACCUGACAGGAGGAGGCUAUGCAAAGAUCUGCAAACCCCUCCAUGAACUGAUCAUGCAGCUACUGGAGGAGACCCCUGAGGAGAAGCAAGCUGCUCUGGCCUGAUCAGCUAAUAUCAGUGUUCGACAUCAUCCCAGCCCCAUCAGAUCAGUUCUAUCACUGGCACUACAGAAUCCUUCUUUCUUAAAGCACUUUCCAUUGUAGAAUGUUACUGGAUGUUCGUAUCUAGUGUUUUGAGGGGAGGGCUAACGUCGAACUGGUCUUGUACGUAGAAGGGCAGGGCUACCGGGUGUUACUGCAGGAAGAAAUUAGCUAAAGAAGAUUUUUACUUUUAAACCAUUCCUCAUUUAAAAUGAGAACAAGACUGUCACCUCUGUGCCCCUCACAUGCAUUAUUGCUCUAUGGUGCCCCAUCAUCCCUAUCAGCCUGACUCGAAUAACCCACAUGCAGCUCGCGGUUUAGCUUUUCCCUUCCCUAGGGAUUAUACUCUGCAUUAGCUUGGGAACCAGAAUCGCAUUCCACUCACUAGAAACAAAACAGCUGCAUUUUUUUCAAAAACCGUUCCCACCUUUAGAAGUUUUAGUUACUAAGGUUUUUUUUUCUUUUUUUUUUUUCUUUUUUUAAAAGAGACACUUGUUGCUUUCUGGCUCUUUGUUUUUGAAGCAGCAUGAGACUAAAUGUAACUGGAAUUCAGAAAUGUAAAAAACCAAAGUGUUAGUUGAGCUGAACUCAUUUAACACUCCCAAAAUGUUGUUUUGUUUUACAAAGUCUGUUAGCUGUGACAAACUUCAUUCCAUUGUUGCUUGGACUGUGGGCAGUCUCAUUUGGGUGCUGUUGAAUAUCAUGUCUCCUAUAGAACCUGUUCUUGGUUUUGGUUUGUGUACAGUAUUGGCAGCUUUUAACAGUUCUUUGGUUUAGGAGCUUAGUUUUCCAGCAAACGUCAAACACAAGCCUGUCAGAAACGUUGAACUGACAUUUCAUCCCACUACGAGGGCUGUGCUACAGGAUUCUGUGCAGUGCUGUUCAUGUUCAUAGUUCCAAUUUUUUUUAAAGUAUGACUGUUACGCCUUUUUUAAUCCAUACUCAGCCCCUCUUUGCAAGGCCUGAACCAAUCUAAUGCUUUACGAGUUCUAAGGUGUAUAUUUCUUUAUUGCUUCUGUUUUACUUGUACAAACAUUUUAUUCAAGCAAAUAAGGCCUUUGAUAGUAAAGAAUUGAGUCAGUCUGUAGCUUUUUUCUCUCCUGGACACUACCCCUUUCCCCUCCAGCAAAGGGAGUUAGUGCGGAGAGUGGACUGUUCACAGGGACUCUCUAUCUUGCUAGAGCUUUUUAUACGAGAACUAAUUAUAAUCUGUGUAAUGACUAUAUAAAAUUGUCAUUCGUUUAAAGGUGAACAGGAAAAAAAUUUCUUACCAAUAAGAAAUUUAGAGCCUUGCUACUUAAAAAUAAAAAUACUUUAACAAAGUUUAUUCUUCCUUGACUUACCUACCACAAUUGUAGUUCAGCAGUGGUGGUAUCCCUCAUAAUGGUUCACACCACCACACACUAAAAUACAACAGCCAGUGCAGGCCUCUGCAGUGGUUGAAGUGUUCAUGAAGGCUGCAGCCUUCAACUGUCAUGCUACUUUUUGGCAGGCGAAUGAAAGAGGAACCAAUUUUUGUUUUACAUUUUUGUUAAACAGGAGAUCUAUCUAGAUUGCUUUUUCCACCCCACUACAAAAAGAAGGACGUAUGUAGUGUAUAUAGCCUGUUUGCCCUUUUAUUCUAGUAAAAGGUUCUGUUUAAGGCAGGCUUUAAUCUAGCAUUAAGGAAUACGUUUAUGUCCCCAUCAUGCUUCUGCUGCUGCUGUAGAAUUUGUCAUAGCAGGAUUUCUGCCUGGAUUGCAUGCAUAGCGCGCGCGCGUGUGUGUGUCUCCAGUCUAUGUGAUCCACACAGAGAUGUGGAGGAAAGCUGAAGAAUCCUACUUCCCAGAAAUAAAGGUUCAAGUGGGAGAGGAGUAGUCCUGGUCUUAUCUCCCCAGGCCAGCGUGGGUUGGGGGAGUGCUCCAUGGGCCCUGUCAACCUGUUUGUUCAGCAGCACCACUUCCUUCCCCUCCAACAGCUUGAAACGUUAACUGUGGAACCAUCAUUCAGCUCUGCUGAAAGAACGGAGGCCUCAGCACAGGAACUUAGGGGCGUGGAGGAGAGAGAGCAAGCAGAUUUUAAAACGUUAGUAGGAGAAGGUUUGGCAGGGUGGUAUGGGCCCACCUGUAGCAAGAGUGGGGGGAUGAAACAGGACUUUGGUCUCUGCUAGUUUUUGAGGGUUGUAGGCUUUUGUUGAAAGGUACCAUGUUUGUUUGACCCAUGCACUAAAUGUCUCUCCAUGGUGUCGCCACACUGGUAAGACAGCUACUUGCUGGCAAUCUAGUUUUUUGAUAGAAAGCUCUAACUCUUUGUAACAGUGCAGUGUGUUUACAGAUGAGGCCAUCUUCAGCUGUGAGCCAGAGCCCCUUGGUUAGGUGCUGAUUGCCGUGGUGUGGGUCUGGCCUGUUGAAUACACAUCUAUUGGGCUGAGGUAGAGUAGCUCAGGUGGCUCUCCAUGCUCAAGGUUGUCUUGCUGAGGUGCCAUGUUGCUUAUGCAUGGGUCAGUGUUCGCCGCCCUUCAUCUCCAGUCUGCAUUGUGUCUUUCCCAGCUGCAUUAACCACGUCUGUGUGUGGCCAUGGCAGCGGCUGCUGUGGACAGGAAGGGCAGCUUCUAUCUGGGACAUUGAAGCUACUGUCCUGUUGCCACCAUCUAGCAGUGAAAUUUUUUUCUCAUUGUACCAAAAUUAGAGCCUGGUCCUGAGAAGUGCUGAGUAUUUGCAGUUUCAACAGGAGGGUGCUUGCCACCUUGGGAUCAGGCCCAGCACACCCCAGUGUGAGUGCCCCUGCGUAGCCUUUAUGACUUCUUCCAUUGUAACUGGCUGCUUGUGAAAGAACUGACCCUUUCUGAACUUUUAAUUUUUUAAACUAAUCUAGUUACCGUUUACAGUUGUGUGCUGAAGCCUGGAACCUUGUUUGUGCUGUGGUGUAUGAGCAUUGCCAAUUUUAUAUUUAUUGCAGUGAAGAAAAUGCAAAGGAAAAGGUAUGAAAGGAAGGAGAGAGUCCUUGUCUCUGAAUUCAUAUGUGGGUGCAAGCAAGGGGACUCCAGGUGCAGGCUGGGGCACCUCAAAGGCUGGAAGCUUGCACAGUAUGUAAAAUCCAAUUACAGCCCUGCUUCAUGGGAACCUUCCUUGGGGAGCUGACUGAACCGUCCCCAGGAAAAGCUGUGAUUCUGCUUUGGCAAAAUUGCAUUGACUGGUAGAACUCACUAUAUGUUUAGUGCAUAUUUCAAUAUAAAUGUAAAUGUUUCACCCCAAUGA